GAUUGUCAACCCAUGGCUUUGCAAUUGUUUCAAAACGCAAGUGCCCAUUCUAGUGUCGGUGAGUGGAAGAAGACAGGAGGCGGCGCCACUCCAGCAUGUCAUCUACCAGCAUCCCUGCAACGACGUCCAGUAGCUCUGAGUGGACGUGCAUGGCCAAGGAUGUAAAUCAAUCGUCGUUCACACCGAUUCGCAUUAUCGUACAGAGCGGUCAGCUCGAGUGCUUGUCGUGGCCAGCUCCUCCUCCACCACCCGUCGGCUCAGCCACUGCCAACAACACCAUCGCAUCUCAUGGGUGCGUCGUGCUGACGUCGCUGUCUGCGUGUCGUCUGUGGCUACAGACUCAACACAACAACAUGACGACUGGUGGCUUGGCCCUCCUCCUUGCGCCGUCCCCCUCGACCAAGUCGGCGACAGAUGACAACUCGACGACUUCCUCCCAGCGUGCCACCUGGAUCCUCGUUGGCGCAGUCGGAACCUUGGCUGUCCUGUGUGUGGUCGUCCUUGUGUGGCGAUGGCACGAACAUGUCAGGAAACCACCAUCCCACCAACCCCAGACCAAAGGAAUGGCGGAUCCGCACCACACGAUCAUCGAGCCCAAUGUGAUGCUAGCUCCGUGUAUGUUCCAGUCUACCCGCCGCCGUCAACCACGACGUCCCGCCAUCCUUCCAUCGUCCAUCACCCGACAAGUCGCCUGUUGGGGGAUCCACCCAACCGCGGCACUUCAAACCAUCCGGGUAUUACACCGAGGACUCCACUGCGUCGUACAUGCCGGAGUAUUCAAUCAACAGACCGUGGCAGUCAAGAGCUUGCACUCCACAAGCUCCAGAAGCAUCCAGUCGUUCGUAGAUGAAAUCAAACUUGUCUGCAGCCUGGACUCGCCGUUCUUGUUGCAAGCAGUGGGCGUCCGCGUGCGGGAUUUGCAUUUAGUCGUAGAGUUUAUGGACUUGGGAGACCUCCAGACGCAUUUGUUACUGCACGUCAAGCGUGCGUCUUGGCCGUCGAAACUCAAGUGGGCGCGCGCCGCCGCGCGCGCCCUCGCGCACCUCCACGGCGUCCACGUCCUGCAUCGACAUGUGAAAUCGCGCCACAUUUUACUGCACUCGUCUGGUCGGGCGGUGCUGGCAGGCCUCGGGAAUGCCGUGAGCACGCUCGCCGCUAGUACUACUACUAGCCCCCCGUCUAGUACCCCACACGGAGCGUCGUUUCGGUGGAUGGCGCCGGAAGUGGUUGCUAGUCGCGCGCCGUACACAGCGGCCGCCGACGUGUUUAGCCUGGGGGUCGUGCUGUGGGAGCUGGACAGCCUCUUGACCCCAUACGCCCGGGAACAAGCGCAAUUUGGCUGGGGCGAUGUCCAUCUUAUGCGGCAGAUCCAGGCACGGCGCGUGAUGCUGGCGUUCUCGACCGAGUGCCCCGGGGGGGUGGUCAGGGUCGCCCUGCAGUGCCUCAGCGCAGACCCGACUCGACGCCCCACCGCCGCCCAAGUGGUCGACAUGUUGAGCCAGCAGGACAUUGCAACGGCGUUCGACACGGUUCCCACGCUGUAUCAUUGAAUUACUGAC
This is a messenger RNA of Aphanomyces astaci, 1559 nucleotides long. RefSeq names its product TKL protein kinase. Lineage: Eukaryota; Oomycota; Saprolegniomycetes; Saprolegniales; Verrucalvaceae. Gene Ontology annotation, molecular function: ATP binding; protein kinase activity. The transcript is spliced from 2 exons. The record is from RefSeq and is a predicted model, not a curated record. Bases 96 to 1550 code for a protein of 484 amino acids. Gene Ontology annotation, biological process: protein phosphorylation.